AUGGCAGUCUUUGUUAGUACUUCGCUUGACACGUGUACCCCUUCUUGAAUGGUUUAAAUAUUUGUGACAGUAUAGCGUUGUCGACGCCCAGUUAUCCUUGGAUUUGCAAGGGGACUAUCUCUCGAUAUCUGGUUCUUAAGCAUAUUCCUAUUCCAGUAACUAUUGCAAUAGUGUUCGUCAAGUUCGAAACUUUUCAGUUACAAUUGUAAUGUCUAAUGGAUAUAAAGUAUGUUAACGAUUCGUUAGAAAAGUGGAGUGUCGUCUACAGAUAAUGAAAAGUUUAAAAUUUUAAACGUGUGUUAACAGGAGCAUUGCAAUGUUUUAUAGCUAUCAAAUGUGUAGUCUGUAAAAAGUUAAGUUAUUGACAGAAAGUGUACGCUACUGCACAUAAAAGUAGUCAAAUAAAGAACCGUGCGAAAGAUGCAGACAAUAAAAUGCGUUGUGGUAGGAGAUGGGGCUGUUGGUAAAACUUGCUUAUUGAUUUCCUACACCACGAAUAAAUUUCCAUCGGAAUAUGUGCCUACGGUGUUCGAUAAUUAUGCCGUUACAGUAAUGAUUGGUGGAGAGCCAUAUACAUUAGGAUUAUUUGAUACUGCUGGUCAGGAGGAUUAUGAUCGGCUACGACCGCUUAGUUAUCCACAAACGGAUGUAUUUCUAGUAUGUUUUUCUGUUGUAUCCCCGUCAUCUUUUGAAAACGUUAAGGAAAAGUGGGUACCAGAAAUAACUCAUCAUUGUCAGAAAACACCUUUUUUACUUGUUGGUACACAAAUCGAUUUAAGAGAUGAUGCAGCAACUAUUGAAAAAUUAGCAAAAAAUAAGCAAAAACCUAUCACAGGAGAGCAAGGAGAAAAACUUGCAAAAGAACUGAAAGCAGUGAAAUAUGUAGAAUGUAGUGCUCUUACGCAGAAAGGUCUAAAAAAUGUUUUUGACGAAGCGAUCUUAGCAGCUUUAGAGCCACCGGAACCAGUUAGGAGAAGACGAUGCGUUGUCUUGUAGGACGUGAUUGCCUCCUUAUCGAACGAUUGGCUCAAUAUUGUCGAAGAUUGUGAGUUUUAUCGUACGGUGCAUGCAGAUUAUUUUAUCGAAGCAAUAACCACACACUGAAUAAGACAAAACAAGGCUUAACGUGUUGAAUAUCAAAGAACGAAUAUGCCUGCGUUCAUAUAAGGCGUCGUUUCUCUAACGAUAUUAAAAGAACUUGGAAAGUCAAGUGAAAUUUUGUAUUGAAAAUCGAUAUGGCAAUUACAAACUAUUUGCAUGUUUGCAUUUCUCCUUAAUUAGGGGUAUUAUACUUUUGUAACUGUAUAAAAUGUCGAUCGCAACACGCAGAUGUGGAUAACCAUAAUUUUGUACAUAAAUUACAUAAACUUAUUUAUCUUAUACAAUGGUGCGUAAAUGUGUCUUAUUUGUAGGUAGAGUUGUCAUUUAUAUUGAUACCUAUUAGAUUAUAUCAAGGAGAAUACAUAUAUUUUUAAACAUUUAUAAGUGUAUUAACAUGCGAGGUAUGAGUUAAUACAUGAAAUUUUUCUUCAAGGUGACUUGCGAUUUUGACGUUGACUUUUUUUACGAUCGCAUAAACGAAACAAUUCCACUAUCCAGGAUCGAAGAAAGCUCGUAAUAGAGAAUAUACCAUGAAAGCUGCAAAACUUGUAGGAUAUUUAAAAUGUAAGAUGUUUUUGACAACACAAUAAUAGCGUUUUUAAUAAAUCAUUUAUAAAAAUUA
Molecule: messenger RNA, 1723 nt
Organism: Vespa crabro (European hornet)
Lineage: Eukaryota; Metazoa; Arthropoda; Insecta; Hymenoptera; Vespidae
Product: cdc42 homolog
Exons: 6
Coding region: 421-996 (191 amino acids)
Biological process (GO): small GTPase-mediated signal transduction
Molecular function (GO): GTPase activity; GTP binding
Source: RefSeq, a predicted model, not a curated record